Nothobranchius furzeri (turquoise killifish) is the source of this 5795-nucleotide messenger RNA. Its product is annotated as rab11 family-interacting protein 2. Gene Ontology annotation, cellular component: phagocytic cup; endosome. Gene Ontology annotation, biological process: regulated exocytosis. Lineage: Eukaryota; Metazoa; Chordata; Actinopteri; Cyprinodontiformes; Nothobranchiidae. The record is from RefSeq and is a predicted model, not a curated record. Gene Ontology annotation, molecular function: small GTPase binding.
GAAGUGACGUCGAAACAGGAAGUGAAACUGUCCCUGCUGUCCGUCAGCGCUGGGCUGCUACAACAACAGCCUUUACAACCACCAGCAUUUUUCGGCGUUCCAGCUUCUGAAAAUAUCGCAUUAAUGUGUUUUCCGGAACGUUAUCCGCUGAGCUGAAGAGCUGAGUGUCCUUUUAGUUUCGGGGAGAAUGACGCCGAGAUGACUCAACAGUGGCUUGGACAUCUGUGAUUUGAUAGACGAUGAAGCGUGCUCUGUUUGGCAGACCUGCUUGUUACCAUAGCAAAGUAAACCACACCAACAUGGAGAACAAACUAUAGUGAAUCCUAAUUUUUGCUUCCUUCUUUUUUACCCAUGAAACCCACUAAAAUCCCCUCAUCCAUCACAUAUUAACUGGUUUUGAAUGGAUUUCAGCUGAAAACGGUGCUCAACAUGUCACUGGGUGUUCAGUCUCAGAAAUGGUUUCCUACCCAUGUCCAAGCCACUGUUCUUCAAGCCACUGGUUUACAGUCCAAAGGCAAAAAUGGCACCAAUGACGCCUACACCAUCAUCCAACUGGGCAAAGAAAAGUACUCCACGUCGGUGGCGGAGAAGACGACCAACCCCGUCUGGAAAGAGGAGGCCUCGUUUGAGUUACCUGGUCUUCUUUUAGAGGGAAACCCCGAAGUCUACGAGCUCUGCCUUACAGUCAUGCAUCGGUCCUUAGUGGGGAUGGACAAGUUCCUGGGUCAAAAGUUCAUCAACCUCAAUGAAAUAUUUGUUAAUAAGGAGAGAAAGAAAACAGACUGGCAUUCCUUGGGGUCCAAACCAGGAAAGAGGAGGAAAGAACGAGGUCGCAUCCAAGUCAGCAUCCAGUUCAUGAGGAACAACAUGACGGCCAGCAUGUUUGACCUCUCCAUGAAGGAAAAGCCGCGCUCGCCUUUUUCCAAGCUGAAAGACAAAAUGAAAGGUCGCAAACACGACAGCGGCCACACGGACGCGUCGUCCGCCAUCUUGCCUUGCUCUGUGGCGUGCGACUCAGAGUCCAGCGGCCAGUCGUUUGUCCCGGAGCCCCAGCCGAAGAGCGACGCUAAAGCGAAGCGGCCGCUGCUGGCCGGGGUCCAUAAACUCUCAGCAGCCCAUUCCAUGUCUGAUCUGAUUGGGACCCACAUCCGACCCAAACUGGACUCCAUGAACUCCAUAGAGGAGAAAGGAAGUGCGAGCGGCCCUCACCGGCGUUCCCAGAGCGAGGUGCCAGGACACCAGGACGGCGAAGCACACAGUGACCCUUUCACUGAUAUCAGUGACACCCUGCCACAGAAGUAUGCCACGCUCCCACGCAACCGCAACCCGUUUGAGGGGGAGCAGGGGCAGCUGUGGGACCGGGCCGAGCACAAGGAGAAAAAAGAGAAGGUCAGCCUCCUGGAACGUGUGACGGGGAAGAAGGAAGGCCGUAAGAGCGGCGACAGGGCGCGCUCGGGGAGUUCUGGAGACCUGCAUUCCCCCAACCCCUUCGGUGGGGAAUCCCGAGCCGAAACCAACCCAUUCAGCUCCACCUACAAACCCAGUGAGAAAAAGCAGACGGGAAGUGAUGACAUCACCUUUGGCCUGAAGAAGAAGAGGGACAUCUUUGGCAAGAAAAAUGUGACCCAGGAGAGCGUGGCUAGCUACAGCAACCUCUCCUUUGAGGAAGUUGUUCGGGAACUCAUCAAGCAGAAAGAAGCAGUGAAGAAGAAGGACGCCCACAUCCGGGAGCUGGAGGACUACAUCGAUAACCUCCUCGUCCGCGUGAUGGAGGAGACGCCGAGCAUCCUACGGACACCCUAUGAGCCAAAAAAGAAGGCGGGUAAACUCUCCAAAAAGUAGACUUUGUGAGGAACAAACAAGCAAACACUGGAGUAAAGUCUUCACUCGUGGAUCGGUGCAGAAGCGGAGGCAUUUUAUUUAGCUGGUUUAGGCUUUAUACAUUUUCUGGAGCUUCUUGGUUACCUGCAGGUUUAUUGUUUGAUAUUUAAUACUUUUAUUAAUAGUCGUGGAGUAUUUUUAGGUACUUGAAAAGGUUACGAGUGAUCCAUCGGUUACUUUCAGUAAAGACGAUUCAGUCGAACUGUAUUAUAAACACCUGAGAACCAUUACCUGCUGCUUUCAGAGGACAAAAGCCUCCAGAUGUGUGUUUUCCAGACGCUCCGGACGCUGAUCGCUGGUUUUUCGGGUUCUGUUACAAUCAAACACGUUUAAGGAGGACCAUCUUGAGUCUGAAUGGAGAAGCGUCAUUCCAUCCGGGGCUGGAGUGUCUUUUUUGCCAACUUGUGCAUUUUGACAAAUGCACAUUCAUCUAACUGGAUUGGACCCAGGGUCUCAGUUGAUCACUGUUACUGAAUAUAAGUGCAAUACGACGGUUCGGUAAAGUCGUCCUGUUGGGUUGAUGCGAUCGGUGCGAAAGAACCAAAGUCCUGCAGUUUUACAGAAGACGUACCAAGCAGCACACGUGGCACUCCGCUGCACAUAUCUUUUAAUGACGCCGCACAUUUUAUUAUUUAUAAGUGUUUUAUUAUCCAUGUGAGUAUUUAAGGACCUUUAAAACACUACAGUGUUCCAGCUCUCUGCUGUAUUAAUCGGUGCAACAGCCUGAAAACAGCCGCUUAAAAACGUGAACCAUCGUUUCUUUUGACGCUCGUGAUUUUCUGCUUAAGUGAAGUCUGAGCCGGGGGUCUGCAACCGUCCUGACUGCAGGAGACACGGUCACCAUCUCUCCUACUAACAGUCAACUUAAGUCAGGAUUUUAGGAUCCAAUCAUCUGAGUUAAAAACAGGCUUUUAAUCUACGUUUUUAUUGUUGUUUCCGUAGUUUGCUGCAUGGUACCAUUAUGUUAUGUUUUCAUGGCAUAAAGACGUCGUAAUUCUAAAACCUCCCGCUGUCGCAGCAGUUUGGCUCAAAUGUUCAUUUAUUUUUUUUUUGUCAUUAAAAAGUCGGGAUCGAUCCUAAAGAUCUAUUAGCUAAAACGUUUCUUAAUUUAUUUCUGGUGAAAACUGGCUACAAUAAAUAUUUAUUUUAAUUGAUGAAGUCACGUUUGACCACUUUAGAGAGUCUGAAGACCCACAGGUGACCCCAGAGCCGCUUGUUGCAGACCCCUGAUCUUCCAUAGACUUCCGUGUAUACGGUCAGAUACGGAUGAGAAACCUGUGUUCCGCCAUCUUAUCCUUUAUAUUUUAUCUUACUUAAAACAACUGAGUUAAACUAGCUCAAAAAGAGCCGAUUGAUCCGUUCGUGACGCUAACGAGCUGCCAGGAUCCGACACACUCGGGUCAGGGUUCAGACGCAGAUUUAAGUUUACUGUUGAAUGUUUCUGUUGCCGUCAGUGUUAAACAUCAGCGUGAUUUCCCACCGUUUCUAUCUCCAUCGAGUUACGUCAGAUUUUCUCUGUUUAUUCACAAACUGACCUCGACACUGUUGAUGCUACACAGCUCCCACCGCCUCCCACCGUCUCUCCUCACCGUCACAAACAAGGUGGCUCUGCCUCAGAGAAACAGAUGUUUUUUUUAGGGUUUUCUGCUGCUUUUAUUGACUUUUUCUGUUGUUUUGGUUCUUUUGGACUCGAGACUAAACUCUUUCUAAUGAAUGUAUUCUUCUUGGCGGAGCCUGACUUGCCUUUGAAGUGUUUUUGCUAGUCAGAUAAGCUUCGUUUCUUCUUCCUGUCUGAGCUAAACUCAGAUCCUUCAUGAUGAACAAGCUUCUGUUGAGUCUCGUGAAGACAAAACCAGUGAGUUACGUGACGCUAACAGGUUCUUGUUCUAGCUUCACUCUCAUAUCCUGAAGUAUAAAUCCUGUCUUCUGAUAUUUUUAUCACUACUCUGUGUUAACAGUUAGUUAACACUGGUCAGUUUGUGGAGGUAAAACCCUCAAGAUCGUUGCAGUUGGACAUUACUUUUACCACCUUUAAGGAAUCUUUGGCCGUUUUAAAGUGUUUCUAUGAAAGUUAUAUGUAAGAAUAUCUCAUCGCCUGUAGAUGGAUCCUGAGCUCCAGAGUUUACAUCUGACCGGACUGAUGAGCUAACGGCUAUGUAACGGCUAUUCUAAGCUAAGCCGGGGUUAAAGUCGAUCAACGCCACCUUAAAACGAUUUCUUCUACAUUUUUUACUUUUACAGCUUCACAGUUUUGUUAUUCAUGGUUGUAAUUACCCUUAAAAUUCAGUGUAACUAACUUUAUAUGGUCUUUUGUUAAAAAUAAUGUCACAUGACCUACUGUUAAAAUUGGGAGCUAGUUAAAGAAGGCAGCUACGCUUUGAUCUCCUCAGUUAUGUAGGCUGUAAACUCUGUUUCUAUGAACUGAGGCUGUUCAGGAGGCUGCCAGCAAUUUGGGGGGGGGGGGUCUAUAAUGUGACUUCUGGAACUUGUUCUUUUAGAGAAAAUUAUUGUUUCCUGCACAAACAUGGUUUGAUUGUUCAGUAACUUUCUAAAUUAUUCAAAAAAAUACAAAAAUCAGCAUAAAAAUCAUACAUUUGUGAUUUUAUGUAAUGAAUUAGAUACAUUUUUGCCUUAUUGCCCCUCCCUUCAUGUUAGAAAUAUAACAUUUACCCAAAAGUGAACCUUCAAAAAUGGCUGAAACAUCCCUUUUCACAUCUGACCCGAAAUAUCUGAGUACGUCUCAAAACUCUGUCAAACCACUGGAAUGUAAUGCUGCUACCCUUUCAAAAUAAAACCCAGACUUAUCAAAUGAUCACGUUGUGCUCUUACAACAGUAUUGCACUUUCCAUGCUCUAACAGUUAAACAAGAACUAUUAUGUUUUAAUAACGUGACAAAUGUGUUGUAAGAAUGUGUCACUUUGGUUUUGUUGACUUUUAUUUUGAAAGGGCACUUCUGCAUCAAACUUGAUGAUGGAUGGAAACAAAUCAGAUGCUUCCCGCAGUAACGCUGGGAAUGAACUCAGCAAAUUCCUCCUUAAAUCCUUCAGUCUGCUGCUUUAGAGACUAAAUAUGUAGAAGCAUUUAAGGUGGACUGAAUCAGGACCCUGAGGUUAAGGUCAGAUGUCAGAAACGGGAAAAGCAACUUCAAUUCAUUCAUUUUCCUUUAUUUUUUCUGAUCUUUUUUCUUUAUGCUCCAAAAUAAUUGGAAGCUUUGGAAGACAUCUCCCUAAAAACUAGAGGAUACCACGAAAAGAAGAACAAAGUAGCGUUUUCCCGCUAUUUUGAUGACGUGAAGCGCCGUUUCUGGUAAAUCUGCUUUAAUAAUGUUCUGGUUUCUGCAGCCAGACGCCAAAAUGUCCAAAUCCAACAGUUGGUGGAUUUUUGAAAACACUAAUAAGCUUUUAAGAGUUUACAGAGCUGGGUUUUGGGUUUUAACCUCAUUGAAGCACGAGUUUGGGCCUAAAAUGACAUUUUGAUACUAUGGUACACAUGUCGAAUAAAAUGUUUACAUAUUUCUAGACGUUUGUUUUGUAUCACGUCAUUCCUUUUUUAAAUCACAAAUACUUUUUAGCCAAAGUUGUAUCUCUUUUUGUAUUGGAAAUAGUUAUUUGUCUUAAAUUACCAUUUAAUGUGUUAAACUGGGCAGAUUAUAAUUUGGUUAAAAAAUUUGACAAAGAAGAAUUCUUUUAAUUCUUUAGAAAUUACAAAUUAUGCAAAACGUCAUGCCUGCAUGUCAGGGUUACGAUUGUAUUAUUGUUAUUAUUAUUUCUGAGCUUUAGAUGCUUUCAUCUGACAACUUGACGAGGCGGUAAAGUAGAAAAGCACGAUUUGUCAUUCCUUGUCUCACCUGCUGUAACUGGAAAGACACGGGCAGGAUUGUGUUGCCCUUUUCAAUAAAGUCACUGAAAAAAUAA